Molecule: messenger RNA, 723 nt
Organism: Malania oleifera
Lineage: Eukaryota; Viridiplantae; Streptophyta; Magnoliopsida; Santalales; Ximeniaceae
Product: citrate-binding protein-like
Exons: 2
Coding region: 1-723 (240 amino acids)
Source: RefSeq, a predicted model, not a curated record
AUGGCGAUGGGUGCGGUACUUGAAUUGGUGUCUCUUGGGCUGGUUCAUCUUCUUUUGUUGGCGCACCAUGCAGCUGCUGGGUCCGAGCCCAUCGAUCCAACUGAGGGUUUUGUUGACGUACCUUUGAGCAACUCCAACUUUCACAACCUGAAACCGUAUGACCUCCCGGCAAGCAAGCGGUACAGCUUUGUGAAUGGCGUUCACAACUUCUGGGUUUAUUCUACUGACAAUCCUCUAUCAAAUGGCAGCCCAACUCACCCUCGCUCCGAACUUCGGGUCGAGGGAUACUAUUACAGUACUGGUAUUUGGCAAUUUGAAGGAUAUGGAUAUGUACCAUCAGGGACAUCAGGUGUAUGCAUUAUGCAAGUAUUUGGAGCAAAAACUCAUCCUACAACUCUAAUGCUCAAAGUUAAUAAUGGUACACUUACAUACUAUUUGAGCAACGUCCUUGAACAAAAUAUAUAUGAUAGGUGGUUUAAGCUAAACGUGAUACAUGAUACUGAAGCUGCAAUCACAAGAACUUUUAUUGAUGGCGUUCUCAAGCUUGUAGCUCCUCACCGUCAGAACGCCACCCAUCAUUUUCAGUUUGGGGUCUAUCAACAAGAAAAUGCUUCUUUUUAUGGGGAGUCUCGUUGGAAGGGAAUUAGAGUUAUGAAAAAAGUUGACAAUGAUUCUAAAAAACUACCUUCCAAGAAAGACAAUAUUUCUCGGAAAUUGUUGUAA